GCAUUGAUGAACGUCUGGCUGGCGAGGGGAGUCGUUUGUCUCUAACUUCUGUUUCUUGUUUCUCUAAGCCCUUCUAAAGGCCAUACAAUAGAUUCUCCUUACCCUCGUUCCCGGCCGUUCGCUCACCCCCACAAGUCACCAUGGCGCUGUUUUUAGAUAACGCAUACAGUCUGGUCCAGAUGGACAACACUGCGGACCAGCCGUCCUUGCAGGAGUUAAAAUUGCAGUUGGAGAAAGGCAACGAUGAAACGAAGAUGGAAACGAUGAGAAAGAUCGUAACGAUCAUGCUCAACGGAGACCCCAUGUCUCAACUAUUGAUGCACAUCAUUCGCUUUGUUAUGCCCUCCAAGAGCAAGCCUCUGAAGAAACUCCUCUAUUUCUACUACGAAAUUUGCCCCAAGCACGAUGCGAAUGGAAAGCUCAAGCAAGAAAUGAUCCUUGUGUGCAAUGGAAUUCGAAACGACCUUCAGCAUCCAAACGAAUAUGUUCGGGGCAACACUCUUCGAUUCCUCUGCAAGCUCCGCGAACCGGAGCUCAUCGAACCUCUUCUCUCGUCCGCGCGUUCGUGCUUGGAACACCGUCACUCAUACGUACGGAAGAAUGCUGUUUGGGCAGUUGCUUCUAUUUAUCAACACUCCGAGUCACUUAUCCCAGAUGCCCCGGAGCUUAUUCAGACCUUCCUUGAGUCAGAAAAUGACAGCACCUGCAAGCGCAACGCUUUCGCUGCCCUUAUGACCGUCAGUCACCAGAAGGCUCUGGAUUAUCUGACUUCCACUUUUGACGGCAUACCAAACGCAGACGAACUGCUGCAGCUGGCGGAGUUAGAGUUUAUUAGGAAGGAUGCUGUGCAGAACACACAAAAUAAGGCUAAAUAUCUACGAUUGAUUUUCGACCUUCUCGAUGCCCCCACGAGCACCGUUGUUUAUGAAGCAGCUACUUCCCUUACCGCCCUGACGAGCAACCCCGUCGCCGUGAAUGCCGCUGCCAGGAAAUUGAUCGAGCUUUGCAUUAAGGAGGCUGACAACAAUGUCAAGUUGAUCGUCCUGGAUCGAAUCGACCAACUGAGAAUUCGCAAUGAGGGUGUUUUGGACGAUCUCACUAUGGAGAUUCUGCGUGUCCUUUCUAGCCCUGACAUUGACGUUCGACGAAAGGCUCUCAGCAUCGCACUGGAGAUGGUCUCAAGCAAGAACGUCGAGGAGAUCGUCAUGCUACUCAAGAAAGAGCUAUCUAAGACCGUGGACGAACAAUACGAAAAGAACAGCGAAUACCGCCAACUGUUGAUUCAAUCCAUACAUAACUGCGCGAUUAAGUUCUCCGAGAUUGCUGCCAGCGUCGUCGACCUGCUGAUGGAAUUCAUUGCUGACUUCAAUAAUAACUCUGCCGUUGACGUAAUCUCCUUUGUAAAAGAGGUAGUCGAAAAGUUCCCCAACCUGCGGGCGUCGAUUGUUGAUCGCCUAGUCUCGACACUGAGCGAGGUGCGUGCUGGAAAGGUUUACCGUGGCGUUCUUUGGGUUGUUGGAGAGUAUUCCUUGGAAGAGAAUGAUAUCCGUGAAGCCUGGAAGCGAAUUAGGUCCAGUCUUGGAGAGAUUCCGAUCUUGGCCUCAGAGCAGCGCUUGUUGGAUGAAGCCAAUGACGAGAAUGAGACACCUAAAGAACAGGUCAAUGGUCAUGCGAAAUCGGCGACUCCAACGGGAUCCAGGAGAGUUCUUGCUGACGGCACUUAUGCAACGGAAAGCGCUCUCACAAGCCAGUCUGCGGCUGCAGCCAAACUUGAGGCGGUUAAGGCUGCUCAGAAGCCACCGCUUCGUCAGUUGAUUCUGGAUGGUGACUACUACCUGGCUACUGUCCUAUCAUCUACGUUAACCAAGCUAGUCAUGCGUCACUCUGAGCUUUCUCAAGAUACUGCCCGGACCAAUGCUCUGCGCGCAGAAGCGAUGCUUAUCAUGAUUUCCAUCAUCCGAGUUGGUCAGUCUCAGUUUGUCAAGGCCCCUAUAGAUGAAGACUCGGUCGACCGAAUCAUGACCUGCGUGCGUUCUCUUGCGGAGUUUACGCAGAGAAAAGAGCUUGAGAUGACCUUCCUCGAGGACACUCGCACUGCAUUCCGCGCUAUGGUGCAAGCUGAAGACAAGAAGCGAGCUGCCAAGGAGGCUGACGAGAAGGCCAAAAAUGCCGUGCAAGUUGAUGAUGCGAUUCCGAUCAGACAGUUCUCCAAGAGAAACGCCGGGGAGGGUGCUGAAGAGAUUGAGCUUGAUCUUGCCAAGGCUACUGGCGGCGAUUCAACCGUGGAAUCUGGGCCAUCCAAGCUGAGUAGGGUGGUGCAGCUUACCGGCUUCUCUGAUCCAGUUUACGCCGAAACAUACGUCACGGUUCACCAGUUUGAUAUCGUCCUGGAUGUACUCUUGGUCAACCAGACCGAGGAGACCUUACAGAACUUGUCUGUUGAAUUUGCAACCCUGGGAGACCUGAAGGUUGUCGAGCGGCCGACAACACACAACUUGGGCCCUCAUGAUUUCUUGAAUGUGCAGGCCACAAUCAAGGUGUCUUCGACGGACACUGGAGUUAUCUUUGGCAACAUCGUUUACGAUGGACCCAGUUCCACGGAAUCCCACGUUGUCAUCCUUGAUGACAUUCAUGCAGAUAUCAUGGAUUACAUCCAGCCUGCCCACUGCAGCGAGACGCAGUUCCGGACGAUGUGGACGGAAUUCGAAUGGGAAAACAAGAUCAACAUUAAUUCGAAGGCUAAGAGCCUCCGCGAGUUCCUCAAACAGCUUAUGGAGAGCACCAACAUGGCCUGCCUGACUCCCGAGGCAUCGCUCCAGGGCGACUGCCGGUUCUUGAGUGCCAAUCUGUAUGCCCGAAGCGUAUUUGGCGAGGACGCUCUUGCGAAUCUGAGUAUCGAAAAAGAAGGCGAGGAUGGACCAAUUACUGGGUUUGUACGGAUAAGAAGCCGGUCUCAAGGUCUGGCUUUAAGCUUGGGCUCCCUCAAGGGCCUCAAAGCUUCAGCUGCGUAAAUCGAAUUGGGAUUGCGAGUCUAUUUAAGUAAUAUUCCAGUAUAUUAUUCUCUUAUUUUCUUCUCUUCUCUUCUGAUGCAUGAUCUUGUUGCCUCGGUUUUUGUUCUCGUUUGAUGUCACUGGGCAAAAAGAGGGUGUAUGAAUGGAAAGGUACUUUCCGCGAGCGUUUGUCAUGAGUAGAUACUAUUAUCAAUCUGUAUAAGCUAUAAUAUAUCAGUAUUAAAGCCAA
Monascus purpureus is the source of this 3240-nucleotide messenger RNA. Lineage: Eukaryota; Fungi; Ascomycota; Eurotiomycetes; Eurotiales; Aspergillaceae. The record is from the annotation of a GenBank genome assembly.